GGGGACAGGGCCGGGGAGAGGUGACAGGGCAAAGGACUCGGUGGGGACAGGGCCCGGGGUGGCUGUGACAGCAGGGUGUCCCCACAGGCCAAGUACCUGGCACAGAUCAUCCUGGUGGGGGCCCAGGUGGUCGGACGGGCCUUCAUGCGGGCGCUGCGCCAGGAGUUUGCAGCAAGCCGAGCAGCAGCAGACGCACGAGGGCGCUCAGAGAGGCCCCAGUCCGCCGCUGCCUCCAGGAUCAUUGGCAUCAGCCUCCAGGAAGCUCAGCAGAUUCUCAACGUCUCAAACCUCAACCCAGAGGAGAUCCAGAAGAACUACGACCACUUGUUCAAGGUGAACGACAAGUCAGUGGGAGGUUCCUUCUACCUGCAGUCAAAGGUGGUGAGAGCCAAGGAGCGGCUGGACGAGGAGCUCCGCAUCCAGGCCAAGGAUGAGAAGGAGAAGGGGUGGAAAGUUGAGACGUGACUCCUGCCAGCCCUGCACCCCGUGUCCCUCACCCUUAACUUAUAGGUAGCCAAUAAAUACCAUGUCCUUCAGCACCUGGCCUGGCCGCUCUGCAUCCCGGGGAGGGAGAGGGGACUUGCCUGCCUCUGCCCACUGCCCCAGAGGGGAUCAGCCCCUACAAGGGGCUGGGUUUUGCCCUGGCAAGGAGGAAGAGGGAGGUGGCUGGGGAAGAAGGGGUGUCCCCGAGGCACUGAGGGCUGCCAGGGCUCAAAUGGCACCCGAGGAGGCUGUAGGAGCUAUUUUCGUGGUGAGUUCAGAUGCUUUCGGCCUGAGCGUGCGGAUACCUCUGGCUCCGUACCCUGGGAGUGCCGGGAGCUCUGUGCCGUUACCCUUCUCCCACCCUGGGCGGGCAGUCGGGAUGGCUUCAGGGUUGGGAUGAGGGGCCAUGUGGCUUGUCCUGGGGCUUCACCAGUGCCGGGGCUGCCUGAGCGGGAGUGUGGGGACCUGCCGGGGCACUGGGCAGAGCCAGCUGUGCCCCUGUCAUCGUGCCCUUCACCUCCAGCACCCCUCUGCCCCCACCAUGGGCUCCUCGGCACCAUCACCACGGUCAUGAACUGAAACAGGAACUUACUUCAACUUCACUUUAUUGUUUUCUUAAUAAACUUCCUCUCCCCUGGAGGAAUAUAGUGUUAUA
This is a messenger RNA of Athene cunicularia (burrowing owl), 1138 nucleotides long. It is a transcript of the gene PAM16, whose product is annotated as presequence translocase associated motor 16. Bases 145 to 465 code for a protein of 106 amino acids. Gene Ontology annotation, cellular component: TIM23 mitochondrial import inner membrane translocase complex. NCBI's taxonomy places the organism in Eukaryota, Metazoa, Chordata, Aves, Strigiformes, Strigidae. The transcript is spliced from 4 exons. Gene Ontology annotation, biological process: protein import into mitochondrial matrix. The record is from RefSeq and is a predicted model, not a curated record.